UGGAUAUUGAAGAGACCUAAAGAUAGAAUUGGCUGAAAGAAGACUCUCUGAAGGAAGGGUCGGAGUAGAAAAACAGAAAAAAAAAAAAAACAAUGGCUACACUAAUGAAACUGGCAGAUUGGAAUCCUGACCGAAGCAAAAGAUCUCUGUUGGGGAGGAGUAAAGUAUAAGGUGGAAAAGACAAGGUGGGGCCAGUUGACACACGGCCUUGAAGUGCAAGAUGAAUUCUAUUAUAGCCUGUAUAUUCUAGAGCAUGCUGCUUAGGGUAUCUGUAAUUCAGUGUAUAUCAGAUACCCGGAUUGCUUUUGGAAGCGAUGGAGAGGGAUGAUAUCUGAUUGGAAUUUUGAAUCUGAUCCUAACAAGCAACAAUAUCUACAAAGAUUGUACAGUUACUGUAGUUUGGACCCAGGGAGAGAAAACUCCCAGAACACCUUGGUCCUGAUGUCUGAGCAUGGAGAUGUGAGCCUCCCACCCGAAGACCGGGUGAGAGCUCUCUCCCAGCUGGGUAGUGCAGUGGAGGUGAAUGAAGACAUCCCACCUCGUCGGUACUUCCGCUCUGGAGUUGAAAUUAUCCGAAUGGCCUCCAUUUACUCUGAGGAAGGCAACAUAGAACAUGCCUUCAUCCUCUAUAACAAGUAUAUCACGCUUUUUAUUGAGAAACUACCAAAGCAUCGAGAUUACAAAUCAGCUGUCAUUCCUGAAAAGAAAGACACAGUAAAGAAAUUAAAGGAGAUUGCAUUUCCCAAAGCAGAAGAGCUGAAGGCAGAGCUGUUGAAACGAUAUACCAAAGAAUAUAGAGAAUAUAAUGAAGAAAAGAAGAAGGAAGCUGAAGAGUUUGCACGGAACAUGGCCAUCCAGCAAGAGCUGGAAAAGGAAAGACAGAGGGUAGUACAACAGAAGCAGCAGCAAUUGGAACAGGAACAGUUCCAUGCCUUUGAGGAGAUGAUCCGGAAUCAGGAGCUCGAAAAAGAACGACUGAAAAUUGUACAGGAGUUUGGGAAGGUGGAUCCUGGCCUAAGUGGCCCGCUGGUGCCUGACUUGGAGAAGCCCUCCUUAGAUGUGUUCCCCACCUCACCUGUCUCGUCCACACAGCCUUCAGAUUGUAACACAACAGUAAGGCCAGCUAAGCCACCUGUGGUGGACAGGUCCUUGAAACCUGGAGCACUGAGCAACUCAGAAAGUAUUCCUACAAUCGAUGGAUUGCGCCAUGUGGUGGUGCCUGGGAGGCUGUGUCCACAGUUUCUCCAGUUAGCCAGUGCCAACACUGCCCGGGGAGUAGAGACCUGUGGAAUUCUCUGUGGAAAACUGAUGAGGAAUGAAUUUACCGUUACCCAUGUUCUCAUCCCCAAGCAAAGCGCUGGGUCUGAUUAUUGCAACACAGAGAACGAAGAAGAACUUUUCCUCAUACAGGAUCAGCAGGGUCUCAUCACACUGGGCUGGAUCCAUACUCAUCCCACGCAGACCGCCUUUCUCUCCAGUGUUGACCUACACACUCACUGCUCCUACCAAAUGAUGUUGCCAGAAUCAAUAGCCAUUGUUUGCUCCCCCAAGUUCCAGGAAACUGGAUUCUUUAAACUAACUGACCAUGGACUAGAAGAGAUUUCUUCCUGUCGCCAGAAAGGAUUUCAUCCACACAGCAAGGACCCACCUCUGUUCUGUAACUGCAGCCAUGUGACUGUUGUGGACAGAGCAGUGACCAUCACAGACCUUCGAUGAAAAUUUGACUUGAACACCUUGCAAGAACUAUAAAACUGUAUCAGUGUACUGUAGCCCCUUAAAUUAAGCUUCCCAGAAAGCUUUGGAAGGUUUCUUAAACAGAAUAGAAAAGGGGCAUCAUCUGGAGAAGAGCUGAUACUCUGUGUCUGGUUUGAAAAGAAAUAAUUGAAUACAUUUUUUAGGCAAGCUGGAAAAGAGCAUGAUCACACUAAAGCAACUGUAACUCAAAAAUUAAGUUGAAAGAAUGGUAUAAUGAACUCCCAUAUACCCUUCAUUCUAGAUUCACCAAUUGUUAACAUUUUUUCCUCUCAACUAUUCUAAUUUCCUGCCAACUUGUUUAUUAUUUACCUUUGGACUAAAUAAGGGCAUCUACGUAGAAAUUUGGAAGCCAUUUAGAAAAUCUUUUGGGUUUUCCUGUGGUUUACGGCAAUAUUAAUGGAGCUUAUUUCAAGGGUGAGGGGACAGUUCACUGCAUCUGACCAUAUGGUGAGACUUACAUGUCCUGAAGAAUAAUUUUGUCAGGAAUUAUUUAACACAUAUUUCAGGAUAUUUUUCCUCUGCAAUAAAAUAACAGUUGACUUAUUUUUUGUGCUCUAGAGUGAUUCGUUUGAUGAAGCAUUGUAAAAACAGGUUAAGUGAAAGGUCUGGUUGUUUUGAGAAAGGUGAGGGGGAAAUGGAAUUUGAGAUGUUCCAACACUGAAGGUGUGUCCCAGUUCACUUUUAAUUAUCCAAUGUUUUUUCUCUACCUGUUGCUGUUUUCAGGGGUGUGAAGUCACCUCUGUUCUUUUGGCACUGUCUCAAGUGGGUCAUCCUGUUCACUUCCUCAUUUUGUCCUACAAGCUUUCAGCUGAGGAUAAUCGAGCCUUUGUUUGGAGUACCAUGUUACACUCCAAAUAAAUGAUUACAGUCCCUAGCCACCCCUCCCUACCAAUUUCAUUGUGUUGGCUAUUCUUUUCUGACAUAGGCAAUACCUAGGAAGGUGUUUGAAGCUGCAGUUGAUACUGUAUUUUUCUUUGUAUGAACUUAGCCUAGUAUUAUUCUAAGAUAGCCUAGAAGUAAUGGUUUUAUUGGUGACACCUCAGUUUAGGGUAAGAGUAAAUACCUUGGAUAGGAGAAGAAUGAUUUCUUUCUAUAUCAAAAUUCUGUGGGGGAAAAAUCUGUGAAUGUAUAAAGUUUUGCUU
Messenger RNA from Cynocephalus volans (Philippine flying lemur), 2897 nucleotides. It is a transcript of the gene STAMBP, whose product is annotated as STAM binding protein. Gene Ontology annotation, cellular component: endosome; cleavage furrow. The record is from RefSeq and is a predicted model, not a curated record. NCBI's taxonomy places the organism in Eukaryota, Metazoa, Chordata, Mammalia, Dermoptera, Cynocephalidae. Gene Ontology annotation, biological process: protein K63-linked deubiquitination. Gene Ontology annotation, molecular function: metal-dependent deubiquitinase activity; protein binding; K63-linked deubiquitinase activity. The transcript has 10 exons. The coding region runs from base 325 to 1716 and encodes 463 amino acids.